Molecule: messenger RNA, 3231 nt
Organism: Medioppia subpectinata
Lineage: Eukaryota; Metazoa; Arthropoda; Arachnida; Sarcoptiformes; Oppiidae
Source: the annotation of a GenBank genome assembly
AUGAGAGUGGUGGCCAACUCGGCGCUCGGCUCCCAUUCGGUUUCGUUCACCGAAGCGUUCAUUUUGCGCCAACUCUGCGCAGACGCCGCAGCGAAGUGCCGCUCCGGUCACGUGACGACAACGCCCAAAAAUGGCGAAACAGUUGUCGACGACUUAAUCGCGACUCUGGGAUCCGCUUGUCACUAUGAGAGCCGCUCGCUACAGGUGCUUCUCGAGCGUCAGCCCAAGACCGCGAGUUACGCUUGUGUUGAGAGAGUAGUCUUCUGUCAAGAAGUUUUAUCUCUCAAACGUUUUGCUCACAUUCACUUGUCGUCUGUUGUCGUCGUCUGUCGUCUCAAUUGUUGUCGUUUAGUGUCGUUAUUAAGGCUCGAAAGGGACGCUCUGUUGGGAGAGAACGAGAGGUUGACCUUUCAGUUGCAGUGUUUGACUCACGCGGAGAUCGACCAGAGGGUUGACCAGAGAAACGGCGCGAAAGACGGACUUAAAUGCGAGGAAAAGAAUCUCAAAUGUUGUGUUGAGUGCGCAGACGCAGUGACACCACUUUCUAUUAGCAGUCAAUACGACUUCUCGCGACCGCCGGUGACGUCAUCGCAGACCACAUCCCAGGAGUGUUGUUACGAAUUGUCGCAACACUUGAUCGACCGCAGAGUCGACGCCUUGGAGCGCAAGUACGGCGGGAUCGGCGCGCGAGAGUCGGCCACAACAAUACAGCGCGCGUUCAGAGCGUAUCGGCUGCAGAAGCGCUUCCAAUCGAUCGCAAUCCAGGCGUUGCGCCAAUCGGAGGACACGACGACAGCGCGACGCCAGCUGUCGUCCGACACGACGUCCACGCGCUCUGACGACAGCUGUUCGGCGAACGCCUUCAUCCCGGAGUCGUUGCUGACGACGACGCCGACGACGCAAACCGUUUCGGAAUGUCAGCGAAAGCGCUCUUAUCGCGUGGGACUCAACCUCUUCAACAAGCAACCGUCGGAACGCGGCGUUCAGUUCCUGCUUUCUAACGGAUUCAUAGAAAGCGUGGCGAACGCUGAACAACAAUCGCUUCUCGUCGCGCGAUUCCUCUUAACGAGGAAAGGCGUCUCCAAGGCCAUGAUCGGGGAGUUCCUCUCCUGUGUCCCGAAUGCCGCCGUUUUGACCGCUUUCUCGCGCGAAAUCGAUUUGUCGGGCCUUUUGGUGGACGUCGCGCUCCGGAAGUACCAGACGUUCUUCAGAUUCCCCGGUAUUCCCGCUCACGGCUCUGAUUCGCCGAUUCUCACUCUCUCUCCUCCAAUCACAGGCGAGGCGCAGAAAAUCGAACGAAUGGUCGACUCUUUCGCCACGAGAUUCAAAGAAUGCAAUUCUCACGACUCGCUGUCACGUGACUUCAGUGAUACUCUCGGCGAGCGAUGUCCACGAAGAGCUCGCAGUCGGGUUCUGGCGCUCAAUGCGAACACAACUCUCUCAUCAGAAGACAUGUCGUUAUUAAGGCUCGAAAGGGACGCUCUGUUGGGAGAGAACGAGAGACUGACGUUUCAGUUGCAGUGUUUGACUCACGCGGAGAUCGACCAGAGAGUUGACCAGAGAAACGGCGCGAAAGACGGACUUAAAGGCGAAGAAAAGAAUCUCAACAGUCAAUACGACUUCUCGCGACCGCCGGUGACGUCAUCGCAGACCACAUCUCAAGAGUGUUGUUACGAAUUGUCGCAACACUUAAUCGACCGCAGAGUCGACGCCUUGGAGCGCAAGUACGGCGGGAUCCGCGCGCGAGAGUCGGCCACAACAAUACAGCGCGCGUUCAGAGCGUAUCGGCUGCAGAAGCGCUUCCAAUCGAUCGCAAUCCAGGCGUUGCGCCAAUCGGAGGACACGACGACAGCGCGACGCCAGCUGUCGUCCGACACGACGUCCACGCGCUCUGACGACAGCUGUUCUGCGAACGCCUUCAUCCCGGAGUCGUUGCUGACGACGACGCCGACGACGCAAACCGUCAGCGAAUGUCAGCGAAAGCGCUCUUAUCGCGUGGGACUCAACCUCUUCAACAAGCAACCGUCCGAAAGAGGCGUUCAAUUCCUGCUUUCGAACGGAUUCAUAGAAAGCGUCGCGAACUCUGAACAACAAUCGCUUCUCGUCGCGCGCUUCCUCUUAACGAGGAAAGGCGUGUCGAAGGCCAUGAUCGGGGAGUUCCUGUCGUGUGUUCCAAACGCCGCCGUUUUGACCGCUUUCUCGCGCGAAAUCGAUUUGUCGGGCCUUUUGGUGGACGUCGCGCUCAGGAAGUACCAGACGUUCUUCAGAUUCCCCGGCGAGGCGCAGAAAAUCGAACGAAUGGUCGACUCUUUCGCCACGAGAUUCAAAGAAUGCAAUUCUCACGACUCGCUGUCACGUGACUCUGUCUUCAUCCUGUCGUUCGGUGAGUGCUGUGACGUCACUCCAUCUCUCUCACACGUGACUCUCUUUACAGCCAUAAUAAUGCUGAACACCGACCUUCACGCGCCGACGAACGCCAGGAAUCGCAUGACUUCCCAACAAUGGCUCCAGAAUCUCAAGAACGUCUUCUCUGACGUCACGCCGAGCCAACAAUUCCUCCUCGAGAUCUACCAAAGAAUCAAAGCGCAGGAGUUGCGGACGGGCGCCGACCACGUGACCCAAGUGGCCAAAGUGCAGUCGGCCGUCAUUCCGCCGUCGCGCGGCGUCUCCAUUCCGCCCCUGUGCGUCGAGUGGCGGCGCCUCGUUUGUUACUGUCGUCUCUACGAGAUCCGCGACCAGAACAAGAAAGAGUCACGUGAUCGCCACCAGAGGGAAGUCUUCCUCUUCAACGACCUGUUACUCGUCACCAAACUCUCGUCGCGCGCCAAGAGCGUGCAGAUGCCGGAAUACGUGUUCCGCGAGACCUUCUCUCUGGAGGCCAUGUCCGUCUCGCUCUUCUCCUCCCCCUUUCACCGCUUCGGCAUUUCCCUCGAACGCCGUCUCGACGCGCAGCGCCCUCUCGUGCUGUUCAACGCGCGCAACGAAUUGGACCAGAAGCGCUUCUGCGACGACUUAAGGGAAAGCAUUCUUGAGGCGCGCGAAAUGGAAACCAUUCGAAUCCACAAAUCCAACUCUUUGCUCACUCUGGAGAACGCGACGCAACAAUCCAACAGCAGUGGUCAACAGCCAAUCAGGAGGAAGUCCUCGUCGGGCUCUCUCGACUCCGGCCUCUCCCUGCCGUCACGUGACCACUCGCCGCAGACGCAGGCGCAGAAGCAGAACAGCGAUUGA